This is a messenger RNA of Mastomys coucha (southern multimammate mouse), 8853 nucleotides long. It is a transcript of the gene Ptprj, whose product is annotated as protein tyrosine phosphatase receptor type J. The coding region runs from base 136 to 4194 and encodes 1352 amino acids. NCBI's taxonomy places the organism in Eukaryota, Metazoa, Chordata, Mammalia, Rodentia, Muridae. Gene Ontology annotation, molecular function: protein binding; protein tyrosine phosphatase activity. Gene Ontology annotation, biological process: protein dephosphorylation. The transcript has 24 exons. The record is from RefSeq and is a predicted model, not a curated record.
GCGCGAGGGCGGCGAGGGGCCGCGGAGCACGGCAGCGGCCGGCCCGCCCGAGCGGGAGGAAGCGAUGAAUAUUCAGAGGGGGAGGGGAGGAGAGGGGGCCGAGCGCUCCGCGCGGCUCCCUGCAGCCGGAGCCGCAUGACGCGCGGAGGAGGCAGAGGGAGCAGCCGGGGCCGCGGGAGCCGGGAGCUGGGAACCACGCGCGGGGGGUGGGCGCCGCUCGCUCCGCCCCGCGAAGCCCCUGCGUGUCUAGGGCCGCGGCCGCUCCGCGCCAGGCGCGCUAGGUUCCGCCGUGUGGCCGCCGCCGCCGCCGCCGCUGCCGCUGCCAUGUCCCCGGGGAAGCCCGGGGCGGGCGGAGCGGGGACUAGGCGGACCGGCUGGCGGAGAAGGAGGCGGAGGCGUCGGCUGGAGGCGGAGACCAGGGCGCCCGGCUUAGGGCACACGGCGGGGCGCGUCCCGGGCACGUUCCAGGGCGCGCAGGGCAUGAAGCCGGCGGCGCGGGAGACGCGGACACCCCCGCGCUUGCCCGGGCUCCGCUGGGCGCUGCUGCCGCUGCUGCUGUUGCUACGCCAGGGCCAGGUCCUGUGCACAGGUGUGGCACCAAAUCCUAUAUUUGAUGUUGAAGCUGUCGUCAGCCCAACCAGUGUGGUAUUAACAUGGAAGCACAAUGACUCAGCCACUUCAGAAUAUAGAAUAAAGACUAAGAUGGAGAGCGAGCUGACAUUUCCUGAUACAAACCAGACAUCAUAUAAUAUCACAGGCUUAAGGCCAGCUACUUCCUAUACAUUCUCCAUCAUCUUGUUAGCAACUAAUGAUACUGUGGACAAAAAUAUCACAACAGAGCCCUGGCCAGUGUCUGAUCUCCGUGUCGCCUCCGUGGGUGUGACACAGGCUCUUCUCACCUGGAGUAAUGCAAGCGGUACUGCCUCCUACCGGAUGCUGAUUGAAGAGUCGACCACACAUUCAUCAGUUAAUAUUUCAGGUCUGAAGCCGGGGACCCAUUAUAGCUUGGCUUUCCCAGAAUCAAAUGGGACACAGAAUAACUUCUCUGUUGCAGAAGAUGUCUUGGAUGCCAAUGACACUGUGAGAAGCCCAGUGGCCAACCUAUCCCAACUACACAAGAAUUCUCUUGCCUCUGCAGACCCACCCCCUGACCAGGAUCCCUCCCUCACAGAGGUCCUGCUCACUGAUCUAAAGCCGGAUACUCAGUACAAUGCCACCGUUUAUUCUCGAGCAGCAGAUGGCACUGAAGGACAGCCUCAGCACAAAGUGUUUAAAACAAAUUCCACCCAGGUUUCUGAUGUCCGAGCUAUGAACGUCAGUGCCUCGAGCAUGACCCUGACCUGGAAAAGCAACUAUGAUGGGUCCCGUACUUCAUUUGUCUACAAAAUACAUGUGACUGGGGGGACCUUCUCCAUCAAUCAAACUGUCAAUGAGACGGAGGCCACCAUCCUUGGACUCAGCUCGAGCACCUUGUACAACAUCACAGUUCAUCCUUUCCUGGGUCAGACGGAGGGUACACCAGGCUUCCUUCAAGUGUAUACUUCUCCCGGUCCAGUUUCUGACUUCCGAGUGACAAAUGUCAGCAUAAGGGAAAUUGGUUUGGCUUGGAGGAGCAAUGACUCGGAGUCCUUUGAGAUUUUCAUCACACAGGACGGAGGUGAGAAGCAUCGAAGUGCCUCGACGGGAAACCAGAGCUAUACGGUUGAAGAUUUAAAGCCUGGAACCAGUUACCGUUUUGAAAUAUUUCCACGAGGACCAGAUGGGACUCAAGGGCCAUCCAGGACAGUAAAUGGGAGAACUGACAGCAGUGCUGUGAUUGACAUCCAUGUGGUCAACGUUAGCACCACUGAAAUGCAGCUGGAGUGGCAGAAUACAGACAAUGCUUCUGGAUACACUUACCAUUUAGUUCUAGAGUCUAAAAAUGGCUCCAGGAGGACCAACAGUUCUCAGAAGUGGAUCACACUAGGGGACCUUACCCCAGGCACUCUAUAUAAUGUCACAAUCUUCCCAGAAGUGGAUCAGAUCCAGGGUGACUCUAACUCCAUUACCCAAUACACACGGCCCAGCAGUGUGUCCCACAUCGAAGUAAACACCAACACCACUGUGGCAGUCAUCCGGUGGGAGAACAUGGACGCAGCCUCUGCCUCCUAUGUCUACUCUGUUUUCAUCUUGAAGGCUGGAGAUGGCAGCAGUGUGACCAGCGAGUUCACAGACAUCCCUUCUGUUACAAUCCCUGAGCUAAUCCCAGGUGUCUCUUACACAGUGAAGAUCCUUACACAAGUUGGCAAUGAUACAGUAUCACUGGUACCUGGUUGGAAGCUGUUCUGUAUGGAACCUGCACCAGUGGCCUUCUUCCACUGUGAAGUGGUCCCAAAGGAGCCAGCGUUGGUUCUGAAGUGGGCCUGCCCCCCUGGCGUGAACACAGGCUUCGAGCUGGGGGUCAGGAGUGAUGCUUGGGACAAUAUGACACACCUGGAGAACUGCACUUCAGACGAUGACACAGAGUGCAGGACAGAAGUCACCUAUUUGAAUUUUUCUACCUCGUACAACAUCAGCAUUGCUACCUUGUCAUGUGGAAAGAUGGCGCUGCCCACCCAGAGCACCUGCACCACCGGCAUCACAGACCCACCUACUCCAGAUGGAUCCCCUAAUAUUACAUCGGUCAGUCACAAUUCAGUAAAGGUUAAGUUCAGCGGUUUUGAGGCCAGCCAUGGACCAAUCAAAGCCUAUGCUGUCAUUCUCACCACUGGGGAAGCUGGCCAACCUUCCGCAGAUGUUUUAAAGUACACAUAUGAAGAUUUCAAAAAGGGAGCCUCGGAUACUUAUGUGACAUACCUCAUAAGGAUAGAAGAGAAGGGACAGUCUCAGGGCUUGUCUGAAGUCUUGAACUAUGAAAUUGAUGUGGGGAACCAAUCCACUACGCUUGGCUACUACAAUGGGAGGCUGGAGCCUCUGGGCUCCUACCGGGCUUGUGUUGCUGGCUUUACCAAUAUAACCUACAACCUUCAAAACGACGGCCUCAUCAAUGGGGAUGAGAGCUAUGUGUCUUUCAGCCGGUAUUCAGAAGCCGUGUUCUUGCCCCAAGAUCCAGGUGUCAUCUGCGGAGCAGUGUUCGGAUGUAUCUUUGGUGCCCUGGCCAUCACGGCUGUGGGAGGCUUCAUCUUCUGGAGAAAGAAAAGGACAGAUGCCAAGAAUAAUGAAGUGUCCUUUUCUCAAAUUAAACCUAAAAAAUCCAAGUUAAUCCGAGUGGAGAAUUUUGAGGCCUACUUCAAGAAACAGCAAGCUGACUCUAACUGUGGGUUUGCAGAGGAAUAUGAGGAUCUGAAGCUGAUUGGAAUAAGUUUACCUAAAUAUACAGCUGAAAUAGCCGAAAACAGAGGGAAGAACCGAUACAACAAUGUCCUACCCUAUGAUAUUUCUCGAGUCAAACUUUCAGUCCAGACCCAUUCGACGGAUGACUACAUCAAUGCCAACUAUAUGCCUGGCUACCAUUCCAAGAAAGAUUUCAUCGCCACACAAGGACCUUUACCCAACACUUUGAAAGAUUUUUGGCGUAUGGUUUGGGAGAAAAACGUAUAUGCCAUUGUUAUGUUGACCAAAUGCGUGGAGCAGGGAAGGACCAAAUGUGAGGAGUACUGGCCUUCUAAGCAGGCUCAGGACUAUGGGGACAUAACUGUGGCAAUGACAUCAGAAGUUGUUCUUCCGGAAUGGACCAUCAGAGAUUUUGUGGUGAAAAAUAUGCAGAAUAGUGAGAGUCAUCCUCUGCGGCAGUUCCAUUUCACCUCCUGGCCUGACCAUGGGGUUCCUGACACCACUGACCUGCUCAUCAACUUUCGGUACCUGGUCCGGGAUUACAUGAAGCAGAUUCCCCCUGAAUCACCAAUCCUGGUGCAUUGCAGUGCUGGGGUUGGAAGAACCGGAACUUUCAUUGCUAUCGAUCGCCUGAUCUAUCAGAUAGAGAAUGAGAACACUGUGGAUGUGUAUGGGAUCGUCUAUGAUCUUCGGAUGCACAGACCUCUGAUGGUGCAGACAGAGGACCAGUAUGUUUUCCUCAAUCAGUGUGUUUUGGAUAUUAUCAGAGCCCAGAAAGAUUCAAAAGUUGAUCUCAUCUAUCAGAACACAACCGCAAUGACAAUCUAUGAAAACCUCGAGCCAGUGAGCAUGUUUGGAAAGACUAAUGGUUACAUCGCCUAGUUCCAAAGCAAGCCCUCUCUGAAGCUAACCGGACCGUCACACCCACAGCGAAGGAGAGUGCCCUGACGGGGACAUGUUUUAUAUGUCUCAUUUCUCAGUUCUUUGUUCUGUUCUGUUAGAACUACUUGGAGGGCAUGGGGCUGUGCGUGCAAAACAGGGCAGAUAGGCAGUGGGACUGUCAGGGGCUGUGGACAGGUGGUAUGUAAAUCAGCCGCAUUCCUGCUUACCAAUGGGAUGGGUUUACUUUUUGUUUUCUUCCUUGAGAAUUGUGGAAAACCAGGAAAAGUGAGCUAUGUUUUUGUUUUCCAAAUAGGUUUGUUCUCCUCUCUUUCUCUCCCCUCCUUUCUCUCUCCCUCCCCUACCUCUUUCUCUCUCUCUUUUUUUUUUAAGACUUUUAUAUGAUUCACAUGCUAAAGCCAGGAUUAUGUUGGGUUGAAUAUAUUUUAAGUAUCAGAGGUCUAUUUUUAUCUACUGUAUCUUGGAAUCUAGCUGAUGGAAAUGCAUGACUGUGGGUGUUUCUCACACAGUGAGGGGCACACGGCGCCUCUUCUGCGUGGGUUUCUAUUUGAACAUGUGCCUUUUCUGAAUUAUGCUUCCACAGGCAAAACUCAGUAGAUAUCUCUAUUUUUAUAUUGAAUCUCAGAAUUGGAAUAUACGGAAUAUUUAAGCAGUAGCUUAGUAUCAGAGGUCCGUCUCCUCAGUCACAUUCCUGUUCCCACUCGAUUCGAGGAGGCUUUCUCUGCGGCCCACCCUUGACACACACUUGUGCUCCACGUUCCCUUUACUUUCUUUCUUUUCCCUUCCCAGUUUUCGCCAAAGACUUCUGUUGGUGAGAUUUUCAUCCCAUUGGCUGGGUGAGAAUAGAAAUUUAAACUAUCACCAUGAGACUCUCUGUGGGUGGGGGUGGGGAGGAACAGAGGAACCAACAUACCGUGGUGUGUACCCCUUCUCAUCCCGUCUCCUCCUUUCUCUCAUUUCUGUCUUUGGUAAGAAGGAUUAUUUAAAGGUGCAAUAUGUGACGUAGUGGUUCACGAUGCUCUGGGCUCUUAGUGAUGUUUUACUCAGGUUGUCAUUUUAUGUCUCUGUGUGUGUGUCUGUGUGUGUGUGUGUGUCUGUGUGUGUGUGUGUGUCUGUGUGUGUGUAUAUGUGUGUGUGUGUAUGUGUGUGUUUUAUAGCGUGGUGAUCUGUGAACAUUUCAGUGUGAACUCAGAUUAACCCCUCCCCCCCCCAAGUCCACUGGCUUUAGUCUGUCUGCAGUGACACACAUCAGUAUCUACUGUAUAUAUAAAUACUAAACUCUUACACCAGUCAUUCCUAUGAAUUGAGGUGUACAAAGUUUGAUUUGUAUCAAAGAUGUAAUUAUUAUUUUUAAAACCUCUUUUCACUACACUGCUGCUGUAAUUACUUUGAAUUUUUAAAGAAAAUGUAGAUUUUUUUUUUUGCUUCAGGUGUGUAUUCACCAAGAAUUUCAGAAUUUAUGUGGUUUUAUUUUAUUGGUACAUAAUCUGUAAACUUCUCAAGGCAUUAACAUGACAAGAUUGGUGUCUUUUAUUUUAUCUUGUGGCUCAGGUUCUAUUUGAAGAAGUUUCAAGUUUAUUUUCUAGUAGGCAAUGAAGUCUAUAUAAGGUCUUAUGAAGGAAUCGCCCGGUCUCUGGAGUCCUGUGGCUGUUUUCCACAGUAACACAUCCUGCUGUAUGUUUGGGACUGUGGUAUCGUGUUGAAGAUGAGGGCGGGGUCUUCUCUGAGGUCCUGGCCACUGUGGGCCCUGGGGUAACCUGUCUUCUGAUGUCCUGCACUCUGUUCCUCGUGUCACCAGCACUUUGAUGGCUGAUUGGACCUGAUCAUGAGUAUCUGUAGGGUUGGAGAGGGUGAACCGCGAUGUACUGAAAGGCCUCCCUGUGGCUCAGCGCUGCUGUGGCUCUGCUCCUGCUGUGGCUCGGCACUGUAGUGCUGUGUUGUGUACCCCCCUUUCCGUUGCGGUACUGAAAGGAUUAAAAGAAGAGGUCAUGGCGCUGUCAUGCUUUGGGGGAGAAUUUUACUUCUCACAUGGAAACUGCACUUUUUUGCUAAAUCCUUUGCAUUUUGAUAUUCAUUUAGUGUCCAGCUCUACAGAGAAUGGGCUGGCCAGGGUAGGCUGGGCUCCUUGACCCAACUUCGCUGGGGAACUUGAUGCUGCAGUUGUGAAUCAGGGAAGCCUUGCUGUUUCCAGGUGUGGAGUGAAGCUGAACAUGGGCUCAUUAUUUCCAAAUGCCCUGUCUGGUCUGCCUACUAGGAUGUGCUGACUUUAGGAUGCUUCACAGCAGGGCCUGUUCUGGCAGUAGUUCUGUGCACCACCUAUCCACCUCCUCAGUUUGUUAGGAACCAUUGUAGUGGGUGGCAAGGGGUCCAAUCCCAUGUAGCACCUAUGCCCUGCCUCUACUGCUGUGAAAAGCUUGGGGAAAGGACUUGCCCCUAAAAUAGUCCUGUAGAAGAUUAGAGUUCCUUAAAAAAAAAAAAAAUCAAAGCAACAUGAUCAUAAACACACUGUAUAAAAUUGCAAAACACAGAAACCGUCUCCACUUCUGCCUGUGUGGGUCUGGAAAGUCUCUAGGCAUCAGCCCCUGCAAGCCAUUUCCAGUCCCAGGAGGAAGGCUAGUGGCAGAGAGGUCUGUAGUUCCAAAUGGGCAGGUCACAAGAAGCUCACCAUGCCAUUCUACAUCUGGAGGAGGACGACUGUGUGGUGGAGUUUGCAUAGCACAGCCAUUGGAAAGGGAAGAUUAAUGACAGAGGCUAGGGUUGGGCAGAGUCCAGGGGGAAGGUCCUUCUCACUGUUUGCCUCAAGCCCUCAGUGGAACUGUGAACAGAAGUUGGAAGAGUCUGGUUGGAGCUCCUGGGUCAGAUACAAUGGCAGCACCGAGAAAAGCAGCCAGUGUGGGCCUUGCUGUCAGUGAAAGGGCUACAGACUGGUGGCCGGCUGCUUUGGAGGACUUGGGCCAUUGACUGAUGUCUUCUGCGGAGAAAGGCUUUUCCACCAGAGCGGAAUCUAGCAACGAUUGGCACCAGGGGGACAUUUGGUGUCUGUUCUCUGAGGCCGCUUUGUGAUCUCUAGCCAGACUUUGGCACAAUGGACCUGCUGGCUUUGUGCUCUGUGAAGGUGGAGGCUCUGGGGGUGGGAGUGGGGAGGAGGUGGGGAAGGGUCAACUAUGCAGCUGGUUCAUUCAUACUUGUUUUCUGGGAUGGAGAAGCCUGGAUUUUUUUUUUUCCAGUUUGGAAUGCUUGAUUGUGCUUGUUGAGCUAAACAAGCCUGGUGACUGAAGUUGAUUCACCUCAAAUCAGAGUUGGAAUUCUGCGUUUUUCAGAUUGCUGCGUAGCAACUGUGUGUUUAACAACUGUAGCUUUUUUUUCCCUUGGGCACAGAAUAGAAGUGUUGAUGUGGACUCUAAACUGUACUUUUCUUGUAACUAUUUUGGAAUGAUGCACAUUUCUAAUGUCUGUUAUACUUGUACAGAGUAUUGCUGUUGGUUGCUUUUUUUUUUAAAAGGAAAAAUGGCCUGAAAAACUUUUUUUAAAACUUACAAAUACCAAAUAUAAAAUAUGUCAACACAUUAUGUCUUGGGUUGAUUCAUUUCUCUUUCUCUCUUGGAUUGAUUCAUUUCCUCUCCCCCCUCCAUCCUCUCUUUCUCCCCUGCCCCUUAUUUUAUGUCUGUACCAUUUACCAUAUACUUUACUGGUUUGUUAUAUUUCACCAGGGAAUCCCUAACAUGAUCAUGUUUUCACUGGAUUUUUCUAUAUCGUUUUUUAUAGUUACUGUGUCAGAUACCACAGACUAGGUUGUUUAAGCAAAAAAAAUAUAUUUUUAUAAUCUGGAAGCUGGAGAUCCGAGAUCAAGGGGUGGUAGGGACUCCCUCCUAGAAUGGCUUUCUCCCUGUCCACAUAUGGCCUUUAUGUAGGUCUGAGGAUCCUAACAAUACUGGUUAUGGCCUAGUGCACAGCAUCUCAUUUUAUCUUAUUUAUUACUGAGAUCCCUUCACCAAGUAGAGCCACAUUCUGAGGUAUGAGAGGUUUAUACUUCAAGAUGUGGCUGUGUGGACGCGUGAAUGCGUGGGCGCAUGGCUGCGUGGGCGCAUGGGGCUAAUGGUAUGGUUCUCAGUUUGGUAGAGAGAUGUGCUCACCUUAGGAAGUCCCCAGAAUUUUUAGAGGGUCUACUGUUGAGGUUUCUAGGGAAUCUCAAAAUUGUUGGGCUACUGUGACAAUUUGAUCGAGCAGUGGUCCUCAAGCUUCCUAAUGCUGCAACCCCUUAAAACAGUUACUGGUGCUGUGGUGUCCCCCUCAACCGUAAACUUGUGUCUGCUGUGACUUGAUAACUUUAAUUUUGCUACUGUUUCGAUCUGUGUUUUCUGAUGGUCUUAGAUGAACCCUGUAAAAGGUCAUUGACCCCUCCAAGGGGGUCGUGACCCCCUGGUUGAGAACCACCGGGAUAAUACUUUCAGUUCGUCUUUUUGUGUCCCCUGGUACAAAAUGGUUUUGGGGGUUGAGAUAGGACCUCCUGUAAUCCAAGUUUCUAAUCCUCUUGCCUCUGCUUUCUGAGUUCUGGAAAUAAGCAUGUGCUAUCAUUGCCUGUACCUUUUUUGGAAUUAUUUAAUGGGAAAUAAAAUUUCCAUGUAAUUUCUUUAGUAUGUC